Messenger RNA from Coffea eugenioides, 1615 nucleotides. RefSeq names its product protein NRT1/ PTR FAMILY 5.10-like. Gene Ontology annotation, molecular function: transmembrane transporter activity. Bases 82 to 1461 code for a protein of 459 amino acids. Gene Ontology annotation, biological process: transmembrane transport. NCBI's taxonomy places the organism in Eukaryota, Viridiplantae, Streptophyta, Magnoliopsida, Gentianales, Rubiaceae. The record is from RefSeq and is a predicted model, not a curated record. The transcript is spliced from 3 exons. Gene Ontology annotation, cellular component: membrane.
AUUACGGAAUAAAUUCGAAUUUGAUAAGUUACUUGACAGGCCCUCUCGGCCAAUCCACUGCCACGGCGGCCGAGAACGCCAAUGCUUUGUCCGGGACUUGGCUUCUUGACCCUUUCAACAGUUUUUACCGCUUCCAAGUCAUCUGACUAUCAACAUGCAGCAAAUGCUAUGAAUUGUUCUCCUUCUGAGUUCCAAGUUAUCUUCUUCUUUUUUGCAUUGUACAUCAUAGCAGUAGCUGAAGGAGGGCAUAAGCCUUGUGUACAAGCUUUUGGAGCUGACCAAUUCGAUGGGCAAGAUCCUGAAGAAUGCAAAGCCAAAAGCUCGUUUUUCAACUGGUGGUAUUUCGGUAUGUGUGGGGCUAUAACAGUCACAUUAGUGGUUUUGACCUAUAUUCAAGAUAACCUUAGUUGGGGCCUUGGAUUUGGAAUUCCCUGCCUUGUAAUGGUUUUUGCACUCAUAUUGUUCUUGCUUGGGACUUUUACCUACCGAUUUUGCGUCACAAGUGAGGAGAUAAGCCCUUUUGUGAGAAUUGGGCAGGUAUUUCUGAAAGCAGCUAGGAAUUGGAGAAUCACCUCUUUAUCAUUAUCCGUGGAAGGGGAGUCUCAGGGCUUUCUGCCUUGCCAAGGUUCACAAGAGUUCAAGUUUCUGAACAAAGCAUUGCUAGCACCUGAGGGCUCAAAGGAAGGUGGCAAUGGUUGUAGUGUCAGGGAGGUUGAAGAGGCUAAGGCAUUUCUGAGGUUAUUUCCGAUUUGGGCCACAUGUUUGGUCUAUGGAAUUGUAUUUGCGCAAUCAUCCACUGUGUUUACAAAGCAAGGUGCUACAAUGGACAGAUCUAUUAGUCCAAGCCUUGAACUACCAGCUGCAUCGCUGCAGUCUGUUGUCACUCUUUCGAUAGUUGUGUUUAUACCUAUAUACGACCGAAUCUUAGUCCCUAUUGCAAGGGCUAUAACCUCAAGACCUUCAGGUAUAACAAUGCUGCAGCGAAUUGGAAUUGGAAUACUUCUGUCAACUGUUUCUAUGUGUAUAGCUGCUGCGGUUGAGAUGAAGCGUCUUGAAAUGGCUCAAGAGUAUGGGUUGGUUGAUAAACCAGAGGCAACAAUUCCUAUGAGUGUGAUCUGGAUGAUACCUCAAUACUUAAUUCUGGGAGUAUCUGAAUCACUUACCAUGGUUGGUUUGCAAGAAUUUUUCUAUGAUCAAGUGCCUAAUCAAUUGAAAAGUACAGGUCUGGCUCUAUACCUCAGUAUCUUAGGGAUAGGAAGCUUUCUGAGCAGCUUUCUCAUUUCUGUAAUUGACAAAGCCACAAGCAGGCAUGGACAUCAGAGUUGGUUCUCGGACAACUUGAACAAAGGACACCUGGAUUACUUUUACUGGCUCCUUGCCGGACUUAGUGCUAUUGCAUUAACUGCUUACCUAUAUUUUGCAAAAUCCUAUGUUUAUAACAGAGGAGGAAGUAAUAUAUGAAGUUGCCUGCCAUGUCUAUCCUGCUCAAUGGUUUGGUAGAAAGGAGACGACAGUACAGGAUGUAAGACAUUUAUAUGGAAAGUGUUUAUAUAAACCAUGAUGGCAAAAUGAUGGACGGACAUUGGUAAGAAAACGGGACUUUUCCCCUUUGCCA